AACCUUUUCAUUCGGGUUUUUAAAGUCGGAUGGAAAGCUUUCCGAGCUUACCGCAAUCCCCAAACGAAGUCCAAGGUUAUUUAUUCAACUUUCCCAGAUAAGGAUAAAAGAUAUGCCUAUAUCACUCCCUCUUUCCACGAAUUCUUCAUUCUCAUUCAAUAGUACAUUUCUUAGUAGUCUGUGAGACGUGUUGUGGGGUGUUAGUUGUUAGUCCAUAUUGAAUAUUUAAUAAAAUUUGAUGUCUACCGCGUGAAUUUAUAGAAAAUAAUAAAUAUAUGUUAAAGGUGCAAUAAAUGUGUUAACUCCUUUUGUGUGUGUUGUUAGUUGUUAAGAGUCUUUAGACAUACAAUGCGCGAAAGUCUUCGCCGGCUGGCGUCAGACGAAGGCACCAGUAUGGUGGGACUGCGCAGGACCGGUACAGGACGAGUCCGCGUUGAGUUGUUCAAUGGGGAACAUAUUACUAUAGAUAUUGAGCGUAAAGCCAGCGGUGCUGAUCUCUUGGACAAGGUGUGUGAUACCCUGGAUAUUUUAGAGAAGGAUUUCUUUGGUCUGUUGCACGCACAGCGCGGUGACCCGCGAGUCUGGGUCGACCUGGGACGACGACUUUCGAAGACCUUUAGAAAUGAGCCUUGGGACGUUCGUUUAGCCGUAAAGUUCUAUCCCCCGGAGCCGUCCGAGUUAUACGAUGACAUCACACGAUAUCAGCUAAGCCUUGCAGUACGGCGAGACCUUAUGGAAGGCCGUCUCAUCUGCUCCCAAAUAACGUAUGCCCUCCUUGCCUCGUACGUAUUACAAGCUGAGUUGGGGGACAAGCAAGGGGCGGUCAGCACAAGUACUUUAUGCGAACACAAUGCAAUACCGUUUCACGUCCUCAACGAGAGGCAGCAAGAUAAUAUCGAACAGCUGUAUGCGAAGCAUAGAGGCCAAACUCCAGCGGAUGCAGAACUGAAUUACUUAGAAAACGCAAAACGAUUGCCUUUAUAUGGCGCUGAUGUCCAUAAAGCGAAGGACUCUGAGGAUGUCGAUAUUAACAUAGCAGUAUCGGCCGCUGGGAUCACAGUAUUGAGAGACGGAGUGAUAAUGAAUCGUUUCCCAUGGACCAAAAUCCUUAAAAUUAGCUACAAUAAGCGUUCAUAUACGCUACGUUUGCGUCCCAGUGAGUUUGACGAGUUCGAGACACACUUGACUUUUAAACUACCCUCAUCCACCGCGAGCAAACGAUUGUGGAGAUGUAGCGUGGAACAUCAUAUGUUUUUUCGCCGAGAAAUUCCAGUAAAAGUUGAGCGUAUUACCGGUUUCCCACGGCUCGGGUCGAGACGUCUGUCCUGUCGGAGGACGCUGAGACAAAUGCGUUCUGAAAUUCAUGCACCCGCGCUUCUACCCGCAUGACAUUAUUCAACUACCGACAUUAUUAUUCAACAUACAUAACUAAAACAUUAUUAAAUAACCAAUAUUGAGUGUAAAGAUAUAUCUAAAUACAUGUUGCUCACUUAAGUAAAAAUUCUAACGUAUAAUUUUUUCGUUAUUUUAUAGACUGGUCAGAUCAAGAAUAUUUCAUAGUAUUGUCUUUUGUUAACAUAGCUUUUACACAUUGAAAGAAAACAAUUUAACCGAAUUAAAGCUAUUUGUAUUAUUAUAAAUUUAUAAUUAUUUUCAUAAUUUUAAUUUUUUUUCCGACGUUUCGCGUGCUAAUACAGCGUGCGUGGUCACGGUGGCUGAAGACAAAAGUUGCUGAAUAUCAAAAGUGUCACAGCUGUAGAGAAAGUUGUGUUAUCUGUAUUUAUUUCCCCGGAGUUGGUAUCGACUAAACCCGUCAUCUUUUAGCUAGAUAACUUUAAUCCUGUUAAAAAAAAUUGCUUUCUUUCAAGAAUAUUUUAUUCAUAAACGCUCUAUAAGCCACAAAUUUCUAUAUACGUAUUCAUAACAGUGUUCAGUCGCUUCUCACAGCUGGAUAUUUAUUUUAUUAUAGACUAGCUGCCCCCGCAAACUUCGUUUCGCCUUAAUAUGUUUUUUUUACUUAGCCUACCUCUUUAGUAGUAACAUAUAGAACAUUUUACUAUGCUACCGAGACUACAGAGACUGUUCGCUUAACCUUUAAAAAUUUAAAUAAAUAUUUAAUGUCCAUAAAAACCUUCCUCAGAGUUCAAGAAAUAAUAUAAAUUACUAAACGAGUUUUGAGCUUAGCAACAUAUUUUGCGAUUCAUUUUUAUUUCUACAAAGCUGUAGAUGUACUACUUUUUACUACUACACUUUGCUCAAAUCUCAAAAGGUUCCACCGUGUUAUAUGGAUGAUGAUAUGAUGCUUAUAAAAACUUAGCCUUAUUGCAUCUUUCGUCUCUUUCUGUCAAAUUAUGUUUAAGCCGAGAUAAAAAGUGACAGAUGUCAUGUCCACAUUAAAGGUAAAAAAUUUAGUUUUAAAGGGAGCGUUCAAUUAUGACUUCACGCAAUUUUUGGCGAUUCUUGACCCCCCCCCCCCAUGAAACGCGCCGUAACGUUUCUGUUUCCAAUAGUAAAACGUUUCGUAACCAACCCCAGUGACUCUUUAAACCUAAAACUUACCAAUAUAUGGUGUAAAGUACUGGAAAGUAGAAAAUAAUAUUAACAAUAACGCGUAAUCCCCGUCCCGCAUCAAGGAAAAAAUUCGUUACGUAAUACUUGAACGCUGCCAAAGAAACCAGUUAGCACAUUUUAGUUUUAGAUAUAUAUUACAGAUAUGAUAGCUUUAAAUGGAUGCUUUGAUAAGAGACUUUAAAUAUAUUAUAUAAGCGUCCAAAAUUGGUGCCUUCGUCCAGCGUGCCAAAACUAUAGAUAAGUUGGUAAUAAUGUUAGAUAUAACGAAAACCGUUAGCUAACAUAUCUUAAUUUAAAAUAUCGAAUGGCUGAUUGAACCGCGAAAAAAAACAAUAUAAAUUUGAACAUAAAAUUACAAUUACGAAAUAAUCUGUGACAUUACGUUUUGUGAUGUAAAAAUAUUUGAAAAAAGAAUGUAGCGUCUUUUACAUACCAUAGUCACAAUUUUGAAAAUGGAAUUAUGUUUAUACACUAACUACUAAUACUAAAAUGUAUGUAUUAGUUACACUUAUUUGUGAUUUCACGAACUAUUGACGUAUAUUUCGCAAUGUUUAAUAUCAAAUUUUUACAUAUUAUGCCAUUUGUUGUUAAGAGUUUUAGAUAUAUAUUUACUAUAGCUUUAAUUUUAAAAGUGCCAUUAUUGUAAUAUGUUA
Molecule: messenger RNA, 3224 nt
Organism: Pieris brassicae (large cabbage white)
Lineage: Eukaryota; Metazoa; Arthropoda; Insecta; Lepidoptera; Pieridae
Product: band 4.1-like protein 3
Exons: 8
Coding region: 349-1389 (346 amino acids)
Cellular component (GO): cytoskeleton
Molecular function (GO): cytoskeletal protein binding
Source: RefSeq, a predicted model, not a curated record